AGUACACGCCGUCCAGUCGAUGGAGCGGCGGGAGUCGGUCUCGCGCGUCUUUUGUUUAUACCGCUCUUAUUAUACGUCUAUCUGUACUCGAUUGUUUUUCACCCGCCUACGAUCUACCACCACCACUUUAUCGAAAAAUUAAGAUAAAAAAUGUAUAACUAAAAAUUUAUCGCGAAUUCUCUCGUUCCUCGUCUGGCGGUCGUUGUCGAUGACGUCAGUAUGGAAACAGUCGAAAAUCGGGUCGAAGUGAGGACUAACUAAAAAAAAAUUGUUUUGCGUCUUUUUUUUCUUGAGGAUGAAAGGGAAAACUAGAUGGAUGCAAUAGAGGAACUGGAAGGGAUAAAAGGCAAAGGGAAUUUUCGUGUAAUUUUGGAAAGAAAUUAUAUUACUAUAACAAUGGAAAGUAUUAUAACAAUAAAAAAACAAGCAAACAAUAAGAUAAAAUCAACACUCACUUAAAAGCGCAACAAAUAAAAUGAACAAACAAAUAAACAAAAAAAGAAACAGACCCACGAGAACUAUGGAAACCGCAUCGAGGAUACAAACUAACACGACUCACCACUGCAUUACGAACAGAAGCUGUAAAAACAAGCAGAUCCGUAAUCAACGAAAUAACAACUUCAAAUUCAAAAAAUCAUCCACGUCCACGAAAAACAACAAUACAUCUUUUAGUAGAACUAUACUCGAUCAUAAACGACAUCACCAUCAUCACAAGAAUCAGCAUCAUCACAAGCUUAAAGAAUCGAAAGGGUCAAGUUUUGAUGGCAAUUUAUUCGAUAAAUUGCACGAUAGUAACGAAUGUGUAGUUAAAGUUAACGGUAGUAUAGGUGACAAUGAUGAUUUGAGGGAUAGUAGUGAUGUGAAAGGUAAAGGGAAAAGAAAAAAUGAAGAUGCAACUGUGAUAACUGAAAAAUGCGAAGGUAAAUGUGCUGGAGUUGAAGAUAACAGAAGAAGAAACGGGAGUUUGAAAAGGAAGUUGGAAGAGGAAUGUUUAGUUGGGAGUUUUACAAGGGAGGUCUAUAAAGCUAUAAGUCUGAGGCUAGGAGAUAUACAAAACAUACCGAAAGACCAUGUGAAGACUUUGUUCAACGACAUGCAGUUGUUUCCCUCUGAUAAUGAAGUAACAACAAUGCUACAGUGCGUAAGGCAGUGCAGGAAUGGCUCCAACACUACCUACCUCACUUUUGGCGAGUUCUGCUUCCUGGUUAGGGAGAUGCAGAACAAGCCAAAAUUACACAAAAAGUUUAUGCAACAACAGAAAGUAAACAAUAACAAAUGUCCUAAAAAUAAGUGUGAAGUUUUUCUGGGAGGAUCAUGUAAUCCAACUACGUGGAGAGCGGAUACUGCAAUACCAGAGUUAGAGAAACACGGUAUUAGUUUCUACAAUCCACAAGUGUCGAUGUGGGCUCCAGAAUUACUAGCACAAGAACAUGAUGCCAAACAGUCUGCAUCAGUUUUACUUUUUGUUAUUGAUAGUCAAACAAGAAGCACUGUAGGAAUGUUAGAAGUAGCAUAUUUAGUAGCCUCUGGUCGGUGUGUUAUUGUAGUAGCUCAACCGUAUAAGAAAGGACAAACUAUUAUGGGGGAAACAAUUACUGAUAGGGAAUACUGUGAUUUAGUGAAGGGUCAAAAGUCAUUAUUAGAUCUAAUAAAAUCGAAAGGAGUACAAAUUCACAAUAAUCUUACAACAGCCUUACAAUGCACGGCGGAUAUUUUAAGGAAUGUGUCGGUUAGUGGGAGUAGUCCUGAAGAGCAAAUAGUUCAUAAAAUAAGGCGGCUUAGAGAAGUUUAUGACAGUUACAAUGGCCAAAUGCAACUGUACGACAUCAUAGACGCGUAUUCGAAGCUGACCAAUCGGUCGUUGGAAAUAUCCAAGCUGUACAACUACCUCAACCUUCAAAACAGUACGGAAAACGGAGUGAAUUCCAGGCCCAAUGGCGAGACGAACGGUACAUUAAGUUUUGAGAAAUUUUGCGCCUUGAUGGCGGAAUUGAGUACGGAUGGUUGCAGCAUGUGUAACAUUGAAGGAAGGGAUUACAUAAGACCGCUCUAUUGGUCGUGCGCACUCUUAAAAACAAGAUAUAUGGUUAGAAACAUGGUGUUACAACCAAUAUCCAGCGCUCUAGCAUGGGCAACGCAGAGUUUUUCGCGAAACAACCACCAGCACGGUCAGUGCCCCAACGAAAAGCGAUCAAGGUGCGCGGUGGACCAAUCGCAAGCCUCCGUCCAGAGUUUCGCCAAUAGGGAGCGCUUCUACGACGUCUACUUGGGUGGCAGCCUGUCAACUGGAAACAAAUGGCGGGAAAACAUCGCGGAGCCUUUGUUGAAGAAGCACGGAGUGGAGUACUACAAUCCGGCAAUCAGGGAUCACGAAAAUGGAGAGAGCAAAAACGAUACAUCACAUCGGGACAACACGGAGGAGGACACGGAAUGGAGGCACAAGAUCGACCGCAGCAAAAUCGUUCUUUUUGUCAUUCCAAAUGACACCAGGUCGCUGACGACUAUGAUAGUGGCAGCGCACUAUAUCGGCAGUGGCAAAGACGUCGUCCUCAGUAUAGAACAGUUGAACUGCGAGGGCUGCAUGGUGGCCGAUGAACCGCUCACCAAGAACGCCAUCAAGGACUACAACCGCGCCAGGGCCUACCUCAGGGACGUGGCCGAGCGACGUCACGUGCCCGUUUUUGACAGCCCGGACGCGGCCGUCAAUUGCGUCCUGUCAAAACUGUCAAUAACGACGACGACGACGGAUCUGUCAACAACGGAAAACGACAGAUAUUGAGUGCGAACACGUGAUGUAUAUUUUUUUACCGUUUAUUACCUUUUUUUUUAACAAAGAUGAAGAUGUAAAUUAGUUAGAUUUAGAAAGAGAAGGCGUUCUGAUAUAAAAGAUAUUUGUCUCGCUUUGUGCUGCGCACAUACUAUUGUUGGGUUGAGUACAGGGUGCCUAAAAAAGUUUUUUUUUAUUUUUUUGACACCUUGUAUGGAAAAUUAAAGCCACUUUUUAGGGGUUUUAUAAAUGAACGUUGGGUAUAAGGCAACGACAGAGACCAAGAUGAAAAAAACGGAUUUUUGUGAUUUUCUAGUGUUUUGAGGAAAAAAAUUCGUUCAAAGUGUUUCAAUUUUCAAACUUUUGAUUAUAACUUAAAAGUACAUUUUACUCCGAAAUAUUUGUUAUUUCACAUCUAAUUAUAAUUGGAUUUUUUCUAGAACAUCAAUAUUAAAUAUAGAUCAUACCAAAUAAACUUUUGGUUCACGUAAUUAAGCUUGACCGACACAGCGUUGCCGGACUUUAACAUA
Messenger RNA from Sitophilus oryzae (rice weevil), 3297 nucleotides. RefSeq lists its product as uncharacterized. Gene Ontology annotation, cellular component: plasma membrane. The coding region runs from base 476 to 2779 and encodes 767 amino acids. NCBI's taxonomy places the organism in Eukaryota, Metazoa, Arthropoda, Insecta, Coleoptera, Curculionidae. The transcript is spliced from 12 exons. The record is from RefSeq and is a predicted model, not a curated record.